Molecule: messenger RNA, 1293 nt
Organism: Aureobasidium melanogenum CBS 110374
Lineage: Eukaryota; Fungi; Ascomycota; Dothideomycetes; Dothideales; Saccotheciaceae
Product: PLP-dependent transferase
Exons: 3
Coding region: 1-1293 (430 amino acids)
Biological process (GO): amino acid metabolic process; biosynthetic process
Molecular function (GO): pyridoxal phosphate binding; transaminase activity
Source: RefSeq, a predicted model, not a curated record
AUGUCGGAAGCUACUCUCUCAGACAGAGGUAGAGCAAUGGCGCAAACCAGUCUCAAAGCUCGCCUGCAACCACUCCUCUGCAAUCUCUACCAUCCAAAAGACAAUCCCAAUGGCAUCGUCGACAUGGGUACUGCCGAAAAUCACGUCAUGACCAAAGACGUCUCCUCCUUCGCCAACACCAAAAUCCGCACUUCUCCCCACGACUUUACCUACGGCGAAGGUCCAUGGGGAAGCGAACGCUUACGUACCGCCAUGGCAAACCACAUGAACAAAUACUUCCAGCCUUUCUCUGCUAUCUACCCCAAUGACCUAGUCUUCGCCAACGACAUAACUUCUCUCUGCGAAUUAUUUGGCUACGCAAUUGGCUCCCCCAACGAUGGUAUUUUAAUCUCCAGGCCUAGUUACCAAGCCUUUCCCGCAGAUUUUGGCGCGAGAGCAGGUCUGAAAUGUGUUUUUGUGUCUUUUGGCAACGUUGAUCAGUUUUCUCCUGCUGCAAUUGAGAAUUACGAAUCUACGCUUCUGGAAGCCAGAGACCAGGGCAUUUCAAUCAAGGCCUUGUUGCUUUGUAACCCCCAUAACCCACUUGGUCGAUGCUAUCCUCUGGCAGUCAUAAAAGCACUUAUGCAACUCUGCAACAAACACUCUCUCCAUCUGUUUGCUGAUGAAGUAUAUGCACUUUCCGUCUUCUCCUCCUCCUCCCCUUCUGAGACACCAUUUUCCUCUGUCCUUUCCUUUGACAGCAGUUCUUAUAUUUCUCCUGACUAUCUUCAUGUUGUUUAUGGUAUGAGCAAAGACUUUGCAGCUGGAGGAUUGCGCCUUGGGUGUUUGUAUUCGCGCAACACAGCGGUGUUGGAGGCUGUAUCGGCGGUCUCGCAGUUUAGUUGGAGUGGUCCUUUGAAUCAACUUUUUGCAGCAGAAAUGUUGGAGGAUGAAGAGUGGAAAAGUGGAUUUCUGGAAAGAAGUAGAGAUGCUUUGAAGGAGAGGUAUGAGAAUUGUACAGGUGUGCUGAAUGAGUAUGGCAUAGAGUAUUCUCCGGGAUCUAAUGCUGGGUUUUUUCUCUGGGUCAACUUUCGUCCUGUCCUAGACAUGACAGACCAUAAAGACGAAUGGGCAGCCGAAGACGCACUCGUGGCAAAUAUGGAAGACAAUGGGGUGUACAUCACAAAAGGCUCGUUGCUGCAAGCGGAGCAAGCGGGAUGGUUUCGAAUCGUCUUUACGCAGGAGGACGAUGUGAUGCAGGAAGGGUUCAAGAGGUUGUUUCAUGCGAUUGGAGCGAAGAAGGUAGAAGUUUAG